Sparassis crispa is the source of this 1236-nucleotide messenger RNA. RefSeq lists its product as hypothetical. Lineage: Eukaryota; Fungi; Basidiomycota; Agaricomycetes; Polyporales; Sparassidaceae. The record is from RefSeq and is a predicted model, not a curated record. The transcript has a single exon. Bases 1 to 1236 code for a protein of 411 amino acids.
AUGGACAUCGAGUACAACGACAAUUGGCAUACUGCCUCUGCCCUGUCGUCUCCCACACUCACUCCACUUUCUGAGCUCUCGGACCUUCUAGCCGAUGCUCUCGAAGAAGAUCCUUCGCUGAGCAUUCUGUCCCCUCACAAGUCACUGCAGGACCCUUCUGGUUCACAGUCUCACACACAACAACUGCCGAACCCCUUCAGUUCCCAACCUGACACUGAUCUCAUAACACCCUCCCUUGCCCCUGCCAUUUUGAGUCCAACAUCAUCGGCCCCAUGCUCAAUGAUCGAUCAUCAGUGUACCGAGUCUAACUCCUCUGACUCAUCUGCAGAUCUCCUCGCAUACACCCACCCCAUCCAAUCCAAGAUGGACUCCACGAAGACGGGCCACCUGAUAGCAUCUGUCAUGCAGCACUCUAUCAAGCAAGCCCCCACCGUCUCCACAGGAAAACUCACUCCCUCUGUCUUACUCCAAUGGGAGUCCGCUUGCAUCCAAUAUUUUAAGAAGAAGUCUGUUCCUGACGAUGAAAAGGUUUCGCACGUUACAGGUGGGUUCAUGGAUGAGCUUGUCCACGACUGGUACCUUAGUGACAGUGACACCAUCGACGCCCUCAAAUGGCCCAAUUUCGUUUCGCUCCUGCGAAAGCGUUGGCUCGACAAGAACUGGGAGGACGCCGCCCUCCACCAGCUCAUACAUCUCCGCCAAUGUGACGAUGAGCCUUUCAAAGAUUGGAUCGUCUCCUUGGAGAAACAGAACACUCUCCUCUGUGACAGUCCUCUUCGCAUGGACACUGCCACCCUUCGCGCGCACAUCUCUGCCAAUGCGUGCGAGGAGAUCCAUCUCGAAUGCAACAAACCUGUAUACUGUUCCCUCUCUGACUUCAAAGACUGGAAGGAUGCCAUCACUGCCUUCGACAAUGAUCGCCUCAUGGACCAUGCUCGCCGUCUUCACGAACUCGAUCAUUACUUAUGCUCCAACUGUUCUUCCGCUCCCUCCUCCUCCUCAUUGGCCAACUGUCCUGCAUUUGCAUCCAAGACUGCCCCGCCCGGCACUGACUCAAAGCUACGUGCUGUCCUCCCCAAGCUCACCGAUUCUGACCACGCCCUCUACGACAAAUACGAGGGCUGCUACAAAUGCCGCUGCUUCUUCGUCAAGUGCAAGAAGAACAACUGUCUGAACGACUUCCCCGAUGCAGCCACCUACCAGCCUCUUACUGCGGCUGCUGGAUUUGCUGCUUAG